This is a messenger RNA of Rhagoletis pomonella (apple maggot), 7066 nucleotides long. It is a transcript of the gene obe, whose product is annotated as activating signal cointegrator 1 complex subunit 3. The transcript is spliced from 10 exons. Lineage: Eukaryota; Metazoa; Arthropoda; Insecta; Diptera; Tephritidae. Bases 120 to 6638 code for a protein of 2172 amino acids. Gene Ontology annotation, molecular function: ATP hydrolysis activity; nucleic acid binding; ATP binding. The record is from RefSeq and is a predicted model, not a curated record.
CUGUUGAAUCGAGCUAAUUUCUUAUUGGCACGAAAUAGACGGACCAAUAAAUACAUUGCGUUAAAAUCAGAAAAAAUUCAAAUUAAUUUGUGGCAGGAGACGCUGAGCUUGCUGGGAUAAUGAAGCAGUUUCCUCGCUUUUCAACGGCACUUCGUGCGAAUACAGAUUUGGAAGCGAAAUUGCCUCAACCUGGAGCGGCUCAAAAGGAUUUGAGAAAAUUGCAAGAAGAAGAAAUCGCGGAACGGCAAACAUUGGCGCAGGUACUUGAACAACUGCCUCCUGAAAAGCAACCACAAGCGAAGGUACAUCUUCAGAAGCUACGCAACCUAGUACAAGAAUGUAUGGGCUACGAAGAACAGCCACAGGUGGUGGAGCAUGCUGCACUAUUUAUGUUUUGGCUGCUAUUGGAACAACGAGUGGUGACUGUGGCGUCGAAAAUGCGUGUGCGUGGUAUGUUCGGCAGUAUCUUCGAAAUGAAACUCACUAAAAUACACCAAUGCAUUGGCGAAAUACGUCAGUUGCUGGAAGAUUUUCAACUUGAGGCUUUAAAACACUGGAAUCGCAAAACAAAUCGAGAUGCGCUAGACAAAAAAAGUUGGGGCACAAAUAUACGCGUACGCUUGAAAGGACCACCCUUGGGCGACUUACAACAACUACAAGACCUUGCACCUAACGCUCAAUUACAAAAAAAUGCAGCUAUUAAUUUUUCAAUGCAAUGGAACAAAGAUGCCGAACAACUGCGCAAUGGGGAGAACGAGAGUGAAUUGUCGCAACUGCUAGAGCUGUCAGUAACUUCCGGUGAUCCGAAACUUGUAACCAAAGUAAGCGAGCAGCUUAGCUCGAAAUGCAGCAACAAUGAAUUGCAAAAUGAACUUAUUGAACUUCUGGGAUUUGAUCGCUUCGAUUUGGUAGAGCAGCUGCUGGAACAACGCACCACAAUUGCUGCAAAACUGGAACAACAUGAAAAGCGUGAACAACGUUUACAACUUACCAAAUUAGCUCAACAACAACGAAUAACUGGCAACAACGAAAUGAGGCCGACAGUUACCAAAACCGUUGUGGUGCAAUCAGCACUGGAAAAAGAGCUUUCUAAACAAAAUCGGCGCGACGGUAAGAAGAUACAACGUAUGUUGCAAAGCAUGAAUCGCAACAACGAUGACGACGACGAAGCUGUUGCACGCGCAUUCAAUCCAACGCAACUACGCCUUCAACAACAACGUAAAUUGCUCGAAAAUGUGCAACAACAACCAGUACUAAAAACUACACAACGCUUACAGGAAAUGCGUGCAGCCGCUAGCUACCACAGCAACACAAUACAAUAUCCAUACGUAUUUGAUAGCCAACUUACAGCCAAACAACAUGCCGGGUUUAUAGGCGGCAAUCGCAUAAGUUUGCCAGACCAUGCCGAGCGCAAAGACAACAAACAGUAUGAAGAAGUGAAAAUACCAGCAAACGAACCGCCUCCACUUAGUAUUGGCAAUAAUCGUAUUCAAAUUUCUGAUCUCGAUGAAAUCGGCAAAAUGGCAUUCGAGAAUUGCACAGAACUCAAUCGCAUACAAUCGGUGGUCUAUCCGGUGGCAUAUCACAGCAACGAGAAUAUGUUGGUGUGCGCUCCCACUGGUGCUGGUAAAACCAAUGUGGCUAUGCUAACUAUGGUGCAUACGAUACGAGCACAUCUCGAAGGAGGUAUCAUCAAUCGCGACCAAUUCAAGAUUGUUUAUAUAGCGCCGAUGAAGGCUUUGGCAGCAGAGAUGGUUGAGAAUUUUGGCAAGCGUUUAAAAUCUCUGAAUAUUGUUGUGAGAGAAUUGACUGGCGAUAUGCAGUUAUCAAAAACAGAAAUGACACAGACGCAGGUGUUGGUCACAACGCCGGAAAAGUGGGAUGUGGUCACUAGAAAGGGUGCUGGCGAUGUAGCACUCAUUAGUUUAGUGAAGCUGCUCAUCAUCGACGAAGUACAUCUGUUGCACGGUGAACGCGGUCCUGUUGUUGAGGCGGUAGUCGCACGCACUCUGCGCCUCGUAGAAUCUUCACAGAGCAUGAUACGUAUUGUCGGACUAUCGGCUACAUUGCCUAAUUACAUCGAUGUAGCGCACUUCCUUCGUGUCAAUCCAAUGAAAGGCCUUUUUUAUUUCGACUCUCGCUUCCGGCCCGUGCCCUUGGAUACUAAUUUCAUUGGCGUUAAAGCAGUAAAACCGCUCCAACAACUCUCCGAUAUGGAUCAAAUUUGCUAUCAAAAAUGUUUGGAAAUGGUUAAGGAUGGACAUCAGGUCAUGGUAUUUGUACAUGCGCGUAAUGCCACUGUGCGCACAGCAACAACCCUGCGAGAAUUGGCGCAGCAAAACCAAACCACUUCCUUCUUUUUACCCAACGAAACUACGAAUAGCUUUAAUUUGGCACAGCGCGCUAUACAAAAAAGCCGCAACAAACAGUUGGUUGAGCUUUUUGCUUGCGGUCUGGGCAUUCAUCAUGCGGGCAUGCUGCGCUCCGACCGCCAGAUGGUCGAAAAGUACUUCGGUGAGGGUCACAUCAAAGUGCUAGUCUGUACGGCGACACUGGCAUGGGGUGUUAAUCUACCCGCGCAUGCUGUUAUUAUAAAAGGAACUGAUAUUUACGAUUCGAAGCAUGGCUCAUUUAUAGACCUCGGCAUUUUGGAUGUACUGCAGAUUUUUGGUCGAGCUGGUCGUCCUCAAUUUGAUAACAAAGGUGUUGGCACCAUCAUUACCACCUACGAUAAGUUGAAUCACUAUCUGUCGCUGCUAACCAAUCAAUUCCCAAUCGAAUCGAAUUUCAUACAGUGCCUCGCCGAUAAUCUAAAUGCCGAGAUAACACUAGGCACCAUAUCGAAUGUCGAAGAGGCCAUUGAAUGGCUGAGUUACACGUAUCUCUUUGUUCGAAUGCGCAUCAAUCCACAUGUCUAUGGCAUCGAAUACAGCGAUCAACAAAAAGAUCCCACCCUGGAGGCUAAGCGUCGGGGUCUCAUCAUGUCUGCCGCUUUGAGCUUGGACAAGGCGCGCAUGAUUCGCUUCAAUCAGCGCACAAUGGAUUUCAACAUUACAGACUUGGGACGCACAGCAUCGCAUUUCUAUAUUAAAUAUGAUACAGUCGAGAUUUUCAAUGAUCUGCUUAAACCUUUUAUGAAUGAAGCCGAGAUUUUCGCAAUGAUUUCACAGGCACAAGAAUUUCAACAACUUAAAGUACGCGACGAUGAGUUGGAAGAGUUAGAUGAAUUACGCACUUCCUACUGCAGAGUUAAAGCGGCCGGCGGCAGUGAGAAUAUCAGCGGCAAGGUCAAUAUCCUCAUGCAGACAUUCCUCUCACAUGGCUAUGUGAAAUCUUUUUCACUCAUCUCCGAUAUGGCCUACAUAGUCCAAAAUAUAGUACGUAUUACCCGCGCACUCUUCUCCAUUGUGCUGCGCAACAACAACGCCAUACUGGCCACACGACUUUUGCAGAUAUGCAAAAUGUUCGAACGACAGCAAUGGGAUUUCGAGACGCCGCUCCGGCAAUUUUCUGCCAUCAAUGCUGAAACUAUUGACAAGCUUGAGAGGCGCGGCAUCAGCCUAUAUACGCUACGUGAAAUGGAGCAAAAUGAAUUGAAGGAGAUAUUGCGCAAUCCGCGUUUCGCUGAUUUGGUGCUUCGUUCGGCGCGCGAGGUACCCAUGCUUGAUGUCGAAGCAAUGCUGCAACCAAUAACGCGCACGGUACUGCGCAUAAAAAUUGACGUCUGGGCCAAUUUCAAUUGGAACGAUCGUGUGCAUGGGAAAGUCAGUGAGCUAUUUUGGUUGUGGAUUGAAGAUCCAGAAUCGAAUUUCAUCUAUCACUCCGAGCAAUUUCAGGCAACACGCAAGUUUGUUUAUGGCGGCAAGCCGCAACAACUCGUAAUGACCAUACCACUGAAAGAACCAUUGCCACCGCAAUAUUAUGUACGCAUUGCAAGUGAUAAUUGGCUCGGGAGCGCCACAUGGACUGCCCUCUCAUUUAAACAUCUCGUGUUGCCCGAGCACCAUCCGCCACUCACCGAGUUACUGCCAUUACAUCCCUUGCCAGUCUCAAGUUUGAAAAAUCCGCAAUACGAAUCGCUAUAUAAUUUCACACACUUCAAUCCAAUUCAGACACAAAUCUUUCAUUGUCUGUAUCAUACCGACAAUAAUGUGCUACUGGGCGCACCCACGGGCUCUGGUAAAACUAUUGUCGCUGAAAUUGGCAUUUUCCGUGCUUUCAACAAGCAUCCACGCGCCAAAAUUGUAUAUAUUGCACCACUAAAGGCGUUGGUUAAAGAGCGUAUAUACGAUUGGAAGCGUCGUUUUGAGGGCCCACCUCUGCGUUGGAAAGUGGUGGAGCUGACCGGUGACACAACGCCUGAUAUACAGGCCAUACGUGAGAGUCAAGUUAUUGUGACAACACCGGAGAAAUGGGAUGGUAUAAGUCGUUCGUGGCAGACACGUGAAUAUGUGCAGGAUGUGGUUUUGAUUGUGAUCGAUGAGAUACAUUUGCUGGGCGAAGAUCGUGGGCCGGUCAUUGAAGUGAUUGUCUCGCGUACGAAUUUUAUCACUUCGCAUACGGGGCGUACCAUACGCAUUGUCGGCUUGUCAACGGCAUUGGCCAAUGCGCAAGAUUUGGCUAAUUGGCUGGGCAUCAAAAAGAUGGGUCUGUACAACUUUAAGCCAUCGGUGCGUCCUGUGCCACUACAGGUGCAUAUAAAUGGAUUUUCCGGUAAACACUACUGUCCACGCAUGGCCACCAUGAAUCGUCCCACAUUCCAAGCUAUUCGCACUUACUCACCCUGCGAGCCGGCCAUCGUUUUCGUAUCGUCACGCCGUCAGACGCGGCUGACCGCACUCGAUUUGAUCACUUUUGUCGCGGGUGACGAGAACCCUAAGCAAUUCCUUCAUUUGCCCGAGAACGAAAUGCAUCAGAUACUGCAAGGAAUCAAGGAAUCUAACUUGAAAUUCUGUCUUGCAUUUGGCAUUGGUCUCCAUCACGCUGGUCUGCAGGAACAGGAUCGCAAGACUGUCGAAGAGCUAUUUCUCAAUCGCAAAAUACAAGUACUCAUCGCAACUGCCACACUGGCUUGGGGCGUUAAUUUGCCGGCGCAUUUGGUCGUCAUUAAAGGCACUGAAUAUUUCGAUGGCAAGGUAAAAAAAUAUGUGGACAUGCCGAUAACCGACGUGCUACAGAUGAUGGGUCGUGCCGGUCGGCCACAAUUUGAUAACGAAGGUGUUGCUGUAGUGCUGGUGCACGAUGAAAAGAAAAAUUUCUAUAAGAAAUUCUUAUACGAUCCAUUCCCCGUUGAGUCAAGCUUGUUGGGCGUGCUGUCGGAGCAUAUAAAUGCGGAGAUCGUUUCAGGCACUGUACAAACCAAACAAGCUGCACUGGACUACCUAACGUGGACUUAUUUUUUCCGACGCCUGCUACGUAAUCCAACCUACUACAACUUGGACGGCUUGGAACCGGAGCAGCUGAAUUCGUUCCUGUCAUCGUUAAUUGAACGCGUUAUUUAUGAAUUACAAUCGGCAGCUUGUGUUCUGCAACGCGAAAACUUGCUGAUACCGACAUUCCUCGGCCGUAUAGCGUCCUUCUAUUACUUAUCGCAUCGCACAAUGAAACACUUUCUGGACGAUUUGGCCGAGGGUAUGAGCACAAGUGAAGUACUGGCGGCCAUUGCCGACUCGUAUGAAUUUGAUCAGCAGCCGGUGCGUCACAACGAGGAUAAAUACAACGAGGAACUUGCUGAAUCGUGCCGCUUCCGUCCACCAGCUCCCACCUGGGACUCACCCUACACAAAGACAUUUCUGCUGUUGCAAGCGCAUUUUUCGCGCCUCUCACUGCCGAAUUCCGAUUUUCUAACGGACACCAAAUCUGCGUUGGACAAUGCCACGCGUGUCAUGCAAGCCAUGGUUGAUUAUACCGCCGAACGUGGCUGGCUAACCACGACGCUACGACUCCAGCAGCUAAUGCAAUGCGUUAUACAAGCGCGUUGGUUUGAUGAAUCGGAAUUUUUGACACUACCACAUGUGACCGCCGCCAAUGUGUCUGUCUUCUAUAACAUAGAACACACGUAUGCUUACCUAACUCUGCCGGCGCUCAAAGAACUGUGCAGGCAGGAUUACGAACGUCUAGCUGGGCCGCUGAGAGAUGUGUUUGAAGAGCAGGAAAUCGAGCAAAUCUAUCGGGUGGUGCAAGCUGUGCCUGAAAUUAGCGUGCAAAUCUCUAUACAAGGUAAGUAUUAUGAGGCUAUGGAAGCUGUGCGUGUGCUAACUACAAUGCCAUCGACGGACAACUGGACGGAGAUACAUCCAAAUGAGGAUUAUGUACUCAGCGUUGAAAUGAAACGCGUAAAUUGGAAUGCGCGUGAGCAGCGUGUACAUCACGGUAAUCCCACGGCUAUACACUGUCCGAAAUACCCGAAGGGAAAGAGUGAAGCCUGGUUCCUAACCCUGGGUUCCCAAGCCAAUAGCGAGGUACUCGCCAUGAAGCGUGUAAGUGUGCGUGGUCAGCGUGCCACCAAUCGUAUUUGCUUCCAAUCCACACCACGGCGUGGACGUGUGGUACUAACGCUGUACCUUAUGUCCGACUGCCUAAUUGGCGUUGAUCAACAAUUUGAACUGCAAUUCGAUGUAGUUGACGCGAAAGCUUAAAAAUUCACAAAAAUAGAUGUUACAGUUGGAGGCAUUGGGGAAUCUGCCAGCUAGAGACUGAAAAUUGAAUUUGAAACCACUGUUUCCCUCUUUCAGUUUAUCCUUGCAAAUAUUAAAACGGUUUGUAGUUACUAUAAGUAAAGGCAAACUUGUAAGUGUAUUCAUACUACCUGUAUGUAAGUCUAACCUGUUACAAUAAUGUAGCUUUAUUUAGCGAAUAUUAAUGCACACUUAAAAACCAAAACUUUUUGGUUUAUAAUCCAUCUAGUAUCUAUUUUAUUAUUCAUUAUUAUCUCUUUAUAUUUUUGUAACUUAACUAAAUUAAGUUCGUAAGCGAAUAUUCAAAUAUGUAUUUGAGUCAGGGAAAUGAAGUCCAAUAAAGUUGAAGAAUCAAGAAGUUGCUUGGUUUUUGAGGAAGCAGCAUUUAA